AUGUCCACGGCCCAGCCCGAGCUCCGCGCCACGUACGCCAUCGUCGGCGCGGGCGUCUUCGGCGCCUCGACAGCCCUGCACCUCUCCCGCCAACACCCCGACGCGACCAUCUACCUGAUCGACCGGGAGCCCCACCCGAGCCGGCGGGCCGCGUCGUGGGACUGGAACAAGGUCGUCCGCGCGGACUACGCCGACCCCGCGUACAUGGCCCUCGGCCUCGAGGCCGCGCGCGCCUGGGCGUCGGACCCGCUGCUGGCGCCCUUGUACCACGAGAGCGGCACCCUCUGGAUCGCCGACGGGGACUUCGCCCGGGUCAUCGCCGGCAACUACGCCAGGCUAGGCGCAACCACCGACCACCACCACCGCCCGGAGGUCGUCGACCCAGAUGAGGCGCGCCGGCGGUACGGGGGCCUGUUUGCCGGUGCAGACUACUCGCGCGUGACGCAGGUCUUGGUAAAUCCCAGCGGCGGCUGGGCGCCUGCCAAGGAGGCGCUGCGGGCUGUCGUCGACGCCGCGGUUGGCGCCGGCGUCGUGUACCUCCAAGGCAACGUCGACUUGCUCCGGUUGGAUAGCGACGGGUCCUGCACGGGGCUGCGGCUCUCCAACGGGACGACGGUUACUGCAUCCAACGUCAUUCUCUCAACGGGGGCGAAUACGGCGAGGCUGCUCGCCGACAGCGCCCCUGAUAGCGACGACUUCCAAGUCGGCGACAGGAUGGUCGCAGCUGCGAUAUGCACCGGCCUGGUGAAGCUAGGUCCCGAAGACGCCGAGAAGUAUAGGAGAGGCCCGGUGUGCUGCCAGCAUCUCCUACCUGGCCGAGGGGGGAGCCUACCGCCGACACGAGAGAAUUACUUGAAGUUCUGGGUUGAUAUACCGUUCCGCAACACGCUGCGGCACUCAUCUGGGAGGGAAAUAUCCAUGCCGCCUGACGAACCUGACUAUGCACAAUGGGAAGUAUCCCAGGUUUUAAAGGACGAGGUAUUGGCCGUAAACCGUGGUGUGUUUGGCCUCGCGGGGUCGGACUUCUCCAUUGAGGAACAUCGAAUAUGCUGGGAUGCCGUGACUCCAACCGGCGACUUCCUGGUGUCGCCGCACCCGGCGAGCAAGAAUCUCUUCAUCGCAACGGCGGGGUCCUUCCACGGAUGGAAGUUCUUGCCCAUUCUCGGAAAAUACGUCGUUCAGAUGAUGGAAGGGACUCUAGUCGAAGAGCUGAAGCAGAGGUGGUCGUGGCGGCGCGAGGCUGGGGACCCGAAGGCCAACGACAUGUGGCCAAGACGGGAAUUACGGAACUUGGGUUACGACGUUGAGGCUCUGCCGAAAGACCAGCGAAGCCCCCCAUGCAUUUGA
This is a messenger RNA of Phialemonium atrogriseum, 1347 nucleotides long. RefSeq names its product FAD dependent oxidoreductase. The transcript is spliced from 3 exons. NCBI's taxonomy places the organism in Eukaryota, Fungi, Ascomycota, Sordariomycetes, Cephalothecales, Cephalothecaceae. Gene Ontology annotation, molecular function: L-pipecolate oxidase activity; flavin adenine dinucleotide binding; sarcosine oxidase activity. The record is from RefSeq and is a predicted model, not a curated record. Bases 1 to 1347 code for a protein of 448 amino acids.